UGCUCUCACUCCCUCACUCCACAUCCAGACUUGAAGGUCUAAAUGUUAUGAAGAAUUCCAACCUUUGAUUUGUUCUUCUGCGUACGGCAAUUAUCGCCAUUUUACCAAAAGACAAUGCCCCCCUUUGCGCCUUGCCACCCUUUACACGCCCCCCCCCCCCCCCUCGCCUGUUUCAAAAAGACCCAUAAUGUGAUAAUACCAUUAGGCAAAUUAGCGUGGAUGGGACAAAAAAAAGUAGCAAGCUGCUUCAUGACAAAGCUCUGAUCAUCUCCUUUGUCGCGGCAUGUCGCAGGCUGCUAAUGAGCGGCUCAAUAGGAAUAAAUCUCAUUAAGACUUUUUUGUUUCAUAAUUAUUUUUAAGCGUGAAGCAGCUUCUCAUUGGCAUUCGCGACCAGAUUCAGAGAUCACAAAGAAAAUCGUGUAAAACCGUGAUUCCCUCAUGCAAAUUCAAUGUACACUUAGAGAGUUGCUAAUUGUGGGUCUCCUUAGGAAUAUUUCCGGUUCACUAUAAUAAUAGACUUUUGCUAUUUGCGGCAUCUAGCAGUGGGUGACUCGACCGUAUUAGGCCUCAGUGUGGUCUCGUGGCCCGCGGUGAUGAUAAUGCAAAAAUUCAGGUUGAAUCUCUCUCAGUGGUCCUGUGGCGAAUCGGGCCCGAUUUCCUCCAGCGGCUGCCCGUGCCGCUGCUGCGGCUUUAAAUAGCGUGUGGCCAGACCGGCAGCUGGAGGAAGCUUUGUGUUAACGUGUGACGUCAAAGCAAAAGCCGCGCCGCUGCGUCUGGAGAGAUCUCAUGCAGGCCUCCCUCAUUCUCAGCCACCUGUGGCAGCCUCCCCUCUCACCCCCGAAUGCGUUAUCUGCCGCCGUCCAGAACAGAGAAGGUCACGGACGGAGGCACCAUAAAGCAGAAAAUCUUCACCUACGACGCCAUGUUUAACACCAACUACUCUCACAUGGAGGACUACCGCAGGCGCGAGGACCUCGUCUACCAGUCCACCGUCCGGCUCCCGGAGGUUCGCAUCUUGGACAACGGACCGUACGAAUGCCAUGUGGGCAUCUACGACCGGGCAACUAGGGAGAAGGUCGUGCUGGCAUCAGGGAAUGUUUUCCUCACCGUCAUGUCUCCUCCAAACAACAUCUCAGUGGUGGCCGAGAACACGCCGGCGCCGUUCAGUCGAUAUCAAGCCCAGAACUUCACACUGGUCUGCACCGCCAAGGGAGGGAAGCCCGCACCCUCCGUGUACUUCAAGCGGGACGGUGAGCUGAUCGAGGUGAUCUCAUACGUUCAGCCAUCAGCCGGCGAUCAGGGCGGUGGCUCGGCGGGCUUCCGAGGAGCCAGGCCGCUCAUCAGCCGGGACCUGGACGAGACCAAGCUGCAGCGCUCGCUCUCCCUGCUGGACCCUGAGAGCCCUUCGGCGCGUUUGUAUACGGAACGGCCGCACACUCAGGGCCUGCAGGCCUCGGAGCCCAGCCCCGCCACCGAGGUCAUCCCGGAGACGGUGGUGAGCAGAGAGUUCCCCCGCUGGGUCCACAACACGGACCCCCUGUACUACUUCAGCCACACGCACAUCCCGCAAAGCGACGGCUCGGUGGUGGUGCAGGCGCGGCUCACGUGGACCCUCAACCCGCAGCUGGACAACGACGCCCUUUUCAGCUGCGAGGUCAAGCACCCAGCGCUCUCAAUGCCGAUGCAGACGGAGGUCACAUUGGCUGCCCCAAAAGGCCCGAAGCUCUUUAUGACCCCCAGCAGGGCCAAAGUCGGGGACACGGUGCGCAUCACUGUGCAAGGAUUCCAGGUAGGAGCUCGCGGGAACGAGGUGUUCCCAGAGCCCCUCUUCACCUGGACUCGCGUGGGGGGGCGCCUCCUGGAUGGCAGCACCGAGCGAGAGGGCAAGGAUCUGAUCCUGGAACGGGUUCCGGCCGAGCUCAACGGCUCCAUGUACCGCUGCACGGCCCAGAAUCCUCUGGGCUCCACAGACACGCACACCCGCCUCAUAGUCUUUGAAAAUCCAAGCAUGAUGAAAAACACGCAGGGCCAGAACACUGGAGUCUCUCACAAGAACGCGAUGGGCGGCCUCACGUGGAUAGCUCUGGUCCUCACAGUGACUGUGGAACUGACGUGAAAACUCGUACACACCUUUGUCCGACAUAUUCUCAAACAUAUUCUCAAACACACACAGACAUUCAAAACAACAAGCAAACAUCAGCUUACUUUCGACAACCUUGCGAGUGUUCUCUGGCCGUUAACAAAGCUUCUGUUGAGGCCACGGUGCUGCCACCCAACGGCACUCUUUCCAUUUUUUGAAACGAAAAUAACCACCAUUACGCUAUCUAAAGAACAACAUGUUGAACAUGACAAGCUCCCUCCUUCUUUUCCCACGUUUUUUUUCUUUCUUGUCUCACGUCUGCCUGUUGACCAAUAAAAUUUGCUCAAACUGUUAAGACGGCAUUCGGAUUUGAUUUUUUUGUUUUGGGGUAUUUUUUGGGGGGUCAGAGUGUCAUUGCUUUUUCCACAUAAAUGUGAAAAGUGCCCCGCCCCCCCACAAAAAAAGAAAAGCCGCCAGACCCAUCUGCUCCAUAUCUACAAGGGGGCGGAAGGGUGGAUGGCGUGGACGGGGGACAAUGCAGACGUUGAACAGAACAAUCUACACUCUAUACAAGUAUCUUAUUUUUUUAUUUUGUUUCUUUUUUGUUCCUCUUUUUCAUGGCUCAGAAUGUACAAAAAGAAUUUAAAUGCAUUGGGAAAAAAGUCUCCUGUUUUUGAGUGUAUUUUGUGUACAUCCAGUGUAAAUAAUGCAGAUAAUUAAAGAAGUUUUAUGGGGUCGUGGUAAAGGACGCUUGCCGAGCCGUUUGAACUUCAUCCAUUAGCGCUAAUCAUUGGCUGACAGAACAAGAACUGCUUUUUCUGUAGGUCAUUCGAUUUUUUCUUUUUCAGAUAUAUACGUAUAUACCAGUCUGACUGGAAGUGUACUCACAUAUGUCCGAUGUGUUCAGGAUUGUGAUGCAUGUGAGUUUAAUUUGGUUUUCCUUUCCUGGUUUUUUUUUCUUUGCGGCACUACUGCUGAAGGUCUCCUUGUGUCAUGCUAUCUUAAGUGACCUACAUUGUGUGCGUGCGUGCGUGUGUGUGUGUGUAACAAUUCCUGCUCUCUCUCUCUCUUACUCUGUCUCUCUCUCACGGAUGUUUGCCGAGAUUAGUCGCGUCACGCUAGCCGCCGUUUUCUCCCCACGCCGGACUGAUAAAACAGGGUUGUUUGCAUUUGUUUCAUUUCACCUGUAUUAAAGUGGAGAGAUUAUCAAACUGA
Molecule: messenger RNA, 3295 nt
Organism: Syngnathus acus (greater pipefish)
Lineage: Eukaryota; Metazoa; Chordata; Actinopteri; Syngnathiformes; Syngnathidae
Gene: igsf21a
Product: immunoglobin superfamily, member 21a
Exons: 9
Coding region: 842-2116 (424 amino acids)
Biological process (GO): heterophilic cell-cell adhesion; homophilic cell-cell adhesion
Cellular component (GO): adherens junction
Source: RefSeq, a predicted model, not a curated record